Molecule: messenger RNA, 1716 nt
Organism: Arachis ipaensis
Lineage: Eukaryota; Viridiplantae; Streptophyta; Magnoliopsida; Fabales; Fabaceae
Source: RefSeq, a predicted model, not a curated record
AUGGCGUUGUUCUCAUCGCCCCAACCUCAACAACAUCAGCAACAACAAUCACAAUCACAAUCACAACCACCACAACCACAACCUGAAACUAAGGCUGAAGAGGACUAUGCCAUCGCCGAUUCCUUCAUCAAUUUCGAUUAUGUUCCCGAAAUCGAGGAAAUGUCUGCACAGAAUGAGACAGAUGGUGGCUCGGAACCGAUUGUUUCCGGCUCAGGGUCGACCCGUGUUGUGGAAGAACAUGGAGCUGGAGCUGAUGAGAGUGUAAAUGUGGGGGCUUUGGGUAGUAGCAGUAGGAUUAGGGAAGGGAUUGAACAAAUUAGCUUAGCGGGUGGAAGUGGUGGAAGUGAUGACGAUCAUGCAGAUGAUGAGGGUUCUUGUGAGAAUUCUGAGUCUAAGAGUGGCGCUUCCGCUUCUUCUUCACCUGAGCCGGAAGAAGGUGAGAUUAUAGAAUCUGAUAGGGAUGACGAUGACGAUGACGAUGACGAUGGUGGUCUUCUGAGAUCCAUUAGGUCAAAGAAUGAGCUUGAGAUUCUUCCUGUUGUUGCUCCGGUGAAUGUAACAUUGGGACCACACCAUCAGAUGCUUCCAGUGGGAGUUGUUGUAUCAUUUAUUGGUGCUAAGGUCACUAUCAAAAGCAUGGAGAAUCACCACCCUCUUAAUGAAGGUUCAAUUCUCUGGAUAACUGAAACUCGAACACCUCUGGGAUCAAUCGAUGAGAUAUUUGGGCAUGUGGAACGCCCCUAUUAUGUUGUAAGAUACAAUUCAGAGAAUCAAGUCCCCAAAGGGAUCUAUCAAGGAGCUUCGAUAUCGUUUGUUCCGGAAUUCACUGAUUUUGUCCUUAACAGCAAUGCUGAUCUAUUUAAGAAAGGAUAUGAUGCAUCAUCUGGUGAUAAUGAUGAGGAGUUUUUGGAUGAUGAGAAAGAGGCUGAAUACUUGAGAAAACUAAGAAUGACAAAGAGAGGCAGUAGUGAUCAAAAUGUUGGAGGUAGGAGAGCCGCACCAUUGCAUGAUCAUGGACAUCAUUCAACUUUUGCAGGCAAUGCACGAGGCCUUCUUGCACUGCCCGCACCGUUGCAUGAUCACAGACAACAUUCAACAUUUUCAGGCCACGCACAAGGCCCUUUUCUUCCAGCUGCACCAUUGCAUGAUCAUGCGCAACCGUCAACAUUUUCAGGCAACGCUCAAGGCUCCUAUGCAGUGACAACCGUAGUUCCCCCAUUCACUCCUGCAAAUGCCAACCCUCCAUUUGGAAUUUGGACAAAUACAGCUACAAUUCCGCAGCCUCAGCCUGCAGCACCAUGGUUGACACCAAAUACUCAAAUUCCUCAUCAGUGGCCUCAACCGGUUGUUCCCUUUCAGCAGCAGUUGAAUCCCAACCAAGUGCUUCUACUAGCAACAAUGUUUCCUGGGGUGCAACCCAAUAUAUUAGCACAGCAAGCUAUGUAUCCACAGGGUAAUUGGGGUCAAAACCAAAUGCCAUUCGGGUUGAAUAUGAACUCACCAUUCCCUCAGAUUCAGCAUCCUCCUAUAUAUGCUGGACAGCAGGGUUCUUCAUCCAAUGGAUUUCAGUCACAAACAAACCAUAGUUUGGAUUCUAACUCUGUUCCAUUCAAUCACCAUGCUCCACAUCAAUUUCAUCCAGGUUCAUCUGCUAACUGUGGGAGAAGACCAUUUCAUCAUCAUGGGGGUAGGAGAGGUUGGAACCCAGCCAGGUGA